Nilaparvata lugens (brown planthopper) is the source of this 3324-nucleotide messenger RNA. RefSeq names its product 3-phosphoinositide-dependent protein kinase 1-like. The transcript is spliced from 6 exons. Lineage: Eukaryota; Metazoa; Arthropoda; Insecta; Hemiptera; Delphacidae. The record is from RefSeq and is a predicted model, not a curated record. Bases 2394 to 3044 code for a protein of 216 amino acids.
UAUAAGUUAAGAAUCAUGUGCCUGGUACUCCCAUUGGAUGGGUUACCACUUGAGCCAACUCCUCUGAAUAUGAGUUGUAAAAUCGCUUCCUGGUGGUUUGGAACCCACCUAAAACUUUAGGUCCAUUCAUCUCACCGCCUCAUCAUCAUCCUCAGCAAAAAAAUACAUUAAGACUCAAUAUCAAUUUCAAACUCCAUUGUUCACAAAAUAUUUUAGUUCAACUGUGUAGUGUUGGUUUGUGUUGUGCUUUGGAUGCUGGUCGACUGCAGACUACAGAGUAUAGAUGUUGUGUGCUGUGCUACAUUAUACAGCCAGUGGUGUCAUCAAAUGGCAACCAAGUGUUGUGCAAAAAUAGAAUAGGUUCUAUUUUGGCGUAACACUACUUUGUGCGGCACUGCAGAUGGUCUCUAGUGGGCCAUCUAUGUUUGUUCUCUACUAUAGCUCUGACUUACCAGCCACACUUCGCAGCGCGAUAAUGUACAGCGAGUGGAGCCGUGGCCAAACUGUAUGAUCCUCAAGUGGAAGACACAGUUAUAAGUAAAUACUGACCUUUACUAAUGGGAAAUAAUUCCCAGGGUCACCCUGAUCCGGCAAUUUUGCAUAUGCUCUUUGUGGACUUCCGCCAAGCAUUUGAUAGCAUCAAAAGAGACAGAAUGAUGAAUGUGCUAAAUGAGAUGGGAAUCCCAAGAAAGUUGACAAGUCUCAUAAAGAUGACAAUGUAUGGUAUGACAUCACAAGUUAAAAUAUGAAACAAACUGAGUCACUCAUUCAAUGUUACAACCGGUGUAAGACAAGGUGACGCACUGUCAGCAACCCUCUUCAAUUUUAUGCUUGAAACAAUACUUCAGAAGAUAGGUAACAAGGUAGACAAGUAACACAAUACUUAACAGAACAAGUCAAAUACUGGCCUAUGCGGAUGAUGUGCUGCUGAUAGCAUGGAAUCGCAAUAAGUUGAAAGAGAUUUUCAGCACAAUGAAAGAGGAAGCAAGAGAGCUGGGUCUUGAAAUUAAUAUUGGGAAGACUAAGUAUAUGAGAAUGUCUGCAAAUGAAAGAAGAAGGCACGUAGACAACUUGAUACUAUCAGAUGAUUGCAGCAUUGAAGGUGUCAGAGAGUUUAAGUAUCUUGGAGUUACACUGACAGCCGACAAUAAGACUAGCCAAGAAAUCUCUAACAGAAUUAUGAUGGGCAAUCGAGCAUAUUUUGCAAAUCAAAGGAUGUUUAAGAGUAGAAUAGUAUCAAGAGCAACUAAAGUGAAAAUGUACAAGACGUUAGUCUGACCGGUUGUGACAUAUGGAGCAGAGACAUGGACACUGCUGAGCAGGGAUGGAAGAGCACUGAAGUCAUUCGAGAGAAAGAUGUAUUGAAGGAUCUGGGGACCACUAUGUAAUGGAGGGGUUUGGAGAACCAGACAUAACAGCGAAAUCGAUAAGGCUAUAGGGGGAAGGAAAUAUUGUAAGAUUUAUUAAGGCAAGAAGGAUGGAAUGGCUUGGACAUGUGGUGAGAAUGAAUAUGGAAAGGACACAACUUAGACUGCUGGAUGGACGAAUGAUGGGGACGAGAAAGAGAGGAAGACCGAGAAUGAGAUGGAUAAAUGAUGUGAUAGGUGAUCUGUGUGUGCUGGGCGUAUCCAACAACUGGUGGCAAAGAUCCCAGAGAAGAGACAAUUGGAGGCAUUGUGUUGAGGAGGCCAAGGUCCACCCAGGACUGUAGAGCCAACUAAAGUAAAGUUAGUAUGUACCCUGAUCUGGCUAACCUCAGUCAGCGUCUGGAGAGGGCUGGAGUAGGAUUUACUGCUCUCAAUGUGGUGUCAGCCGGCCGCUCAAGGUUGGAACAGCCGGGCAUGAUUGGCCUCCUAGUGGUGUUUGGCAACCUUCCGACACCAAGUGGUGUCCUCUAGGUUCACCACGGCAGUCUCCUCAUGAGUUGGAAAAUCUUCAGGAGGUGAAAUGCAUCCUUUGCACUGUCCGAAGGGAGGGGUGUAGCUAGGAUAGACGGGAGAGUAGGGUAGCUCAUCUGCUCAGUAUUCAGUUUGAGGAAAAAUAUAUAAAUUAGUUCGAAUUUGAAUUUUAAAAUGCUGUAAAUCACCCUGAAGAUGACUGCUACUGCAAAUAUUGACAAAAGGGUUAACAGAUAGAUGGAAACUCAAUGAUCACUGCUAUCCAAAAAUUAUUUGCCAGUCAGGAAUGCUCACCCUUACACCAAACUGACAAUCUCUUGAUAGCAGCGAUCAUUUUAAUCAAAGAUUACAGCAUUUAAUUGGGAUUUUCGUUUAAUAAUAAUUAUUCAUUAAUUAGCAUUUGUACAAAUGCAAUUUCUAAUUUAUCUCCAUUUGUAAAAAUAUAGACUUGAUCACUGCUCUAUCCUUAAUACGUUUUAAUUGGUUUGUUUUCAGAUGGCAAGCACAAGUGGACGCACUAAUCCACCAAAGAGGAGGCGUGAGGAGGAAGAAGGAAGUGUUGGCCUUCCUCCUAAGAGAAGGUGCAUUGCACAUCAUCAGGCCCCUCUCCGAAGAUCCCAGAGGAUAAUACAAAAAAAUGCUGAGAGACUAGAACAAGAACAGCAACAACAACAACAACAGCAACAACAACAACAGCAACAUCAACAACAACAGCAACAACAACAACAACAGCACCAACAUCAACAGCCCGAACAACCGGAACAGGAACCUGAUGUUAUGGAUUUAUAUUUGGAACUCUAUUGGGCCAGAAUUGGCAAAGGGCCCUACUGGCCAUGCCAGAUAGUUCGAGACGAAGAUGAGAGAUUUUACAAGAGAAAAAUUUGCUCCAACGGUGUCAUCAGAGUAUCUCUCUAUGUGCGGUGGUUGGGGGAUGGGAGGCAUUCCUGGGUGGGCCUCUCUUAUUUGGUGCCCUUUGAGAGGGCACCAACCCCCCAACAGACACCCUACACAAUGUUAAAAAACUAUGUCAUAACUCACCUCAAAACGAAAGACAACUUGAAGGCCUGUAAGGUGCCAAGGAGGCUGGUGGCCAAAGUGGACGCAGCAGUGGAGUUGGCUAUGGAGAUGCAGGAUGUUUUUAUAUGAGUAGAAGAAAGAAAGAAAUAAUUGUGAGGAGUACUCUGGAGAGAAGGGUACAGUGUCUGAUGGGUGAGUGAUGAUGAUCAAUUCAUUUCAUUUUUAUUGUUUAUUAAUAAUAAUUCAAUUUAUACUCAAAGUUAAUGUACUUCGCUUAUUACACAGUCACUAUAUAACCUAUUAUCAUAAAUUUAUAUACUUUUAUUCAUUCAUUCAUUUCUAUGAUUAUGAUGAUGAUGAUUUUAGGCCUACAAUAAUGAAUUAUUAUCAAUCUAGUACCAUUAUCAAA